AUGGUAUCAGAGCUACCACGCCGCUCUUCUUAUGUAGCCGCCGUUUCAGGAGUCGACAAUGCCACACUAGCAACGCAUGCCAGUACUCCAAUCACGCGAUCGCCGAUACGUCCAGUUCCAGAAGCGAUUCCACAGAGGAAUCUGAAUUUCCAGUCGCAAAGGUCCUAUGAUGUAGAAGAGGAGGAGAAUCCGCUCAUCUUAGGCGCGAACGACAAUCCUUGCACCAUCCUCGUGAGUCCACCGCUCGCCGGGAGUUCAAACUAUAACACGUGGUCCAUAUCCAUGCGGAACGCUCUUGAAGUGAAGAAUAAAUGGAGCUUGGUGAACGGAGCUAUUCCGCCGCCAAGCAUGGAGCAAAAUCACUACAGUGCAUGGAGACGAUGCAACUUGAUCAUAUGUUCCUGGAUUUUUAAAUCGUUGCAUCCAUCAAUCGCACAAAGUGUGAUGCAUUUUGAGAAAGCCAAAGAUAUAUGGGAGGACCUGAGGAGGAGGUUCGUUCAAUGCGAUGCACAGCGCAUUUCGAUCUUGCAGAAUGAUAUCUAUAGCUUGAAGUAG
This is a messenger RNA of Ipomoea triloba (trilobed morning glory), 555 nucleotides long. RefSeq lists its product as uncharacterized. Bases 1 to 555 code for a protein of 184 amino acids. Lineage: Eukaryota; Viridiplantae; Streptophyta; Magnoliopsida; Solanales; Convolvulaceae. The transcript has a single exon. The record is from RefSeq and is a predicted model, not a curated record.